Aedes albopictus (Asian tiger mosquito) is the source of this 780-nucleotide messenger RNA. It is a transcript of the gene RpS27A, whose product is annotated as ubiquitin-ribosomal protein eS31 fusion protein. NCBI's taxonomy places the organism in Eukaryota, Metazoa, Arthropoda, Insecta, Diptera, Culicidae. The record is from RefSeq and is a predicted model, not a curated record. Gene Ontology annotation, cellular component: cytoplasm; nucleus; ribosome. Gene Ontology annotation, molecular function: ubiquitin protein ligase binding; protein tag activity; RNA binding. The transcript is spliced from 3 exons. Gene Ontology annotation, biological process: modification-dependent protein catabolic process; translation; protein ubiquitination. The coding region runs from base 145 to 615 and encodes 156 amino acids.
UGCUGCAUGGGCUUCGACUAGCGUGAAGUUGCCGCCACUUCCUGUCCGGGCUGUCAGUUGACGUCACUUGCCAGUCUAGAGGCGCUGCUCGUCCAUUUCCUAUUUCUUUUACUUUGUGAAUGGUGUCAGAGUAAGGCAUCCAGGAUGCAGAUCUUCGUCAAGACCCUGACGGGCAAGACCAUCACCCUUGAGGUCGAACCGUCCGAUACGAUCGAGAAUGUCAAAGCCAAAAUCCAGGAUAAGGAGGGCAUCCCGCCAGAUCAGCAGCGUUUGAUCUUCGCCGGCAAGCAGUUGGAAGAUGGCCGCACCCUGUCCGACUACAACAUCCAGAAGGAGUCCACCCUGCACUUGGUGCUGCGCCUCCGUGGUGGCGCCAAGAAGCGCAAGAAGAAGAAUUACUCCACCCCCAAGAAGAUCAAGCACAAGAGGAAGAAGGUCAAACUCGCCGUCCUCAAGUACUACAAGGUCGACGAAAACGGCAAGAUCCACCGUCUGCGCCGUGAGUGCACCAGCGAGACCUGUGGUGCCGGAGUCUUCAUGGCUGCCCACGAAGAUCGUCACUACUGCGGCAAGUGCCACCUGACCCUGGUCUAUUCCAAGCAGGAGGAAAAGUAAAAAAAAUGGCAAGCCUGCUCUCUCCGGGUGCUUUUUGCGUUACUUCAGUAGAAAUGCCCGAAGGGAUCUUCUUCUUUAAUGUUUAAGAAUCACGAAAAAAAGGAAAGGUUAAAUUCUAGCCAAUAAAAAACUUGAUACGGUUUCACAUUCCGUAUUGACACCUAG